Messenger RNA from Oppiella nova, 1632 nucleotides. Lineage: Eukaryota; Metazoa; Arthropoda; Arachnida; Sarcoptiformes; Oppiidae. The record is from the annotation of a GenBank genome assembly.
AUGGGACGCAAGAAGAAGAAGCCGUCGAAGCCGUACUGCAACCGCGAGUUCGAUGACGAGAAGAUACUGAUCCAACACCAGAAGGCAAAGCACUUCAAGUGUCACAUCUGCCACAAGAAGCUGUACACCGGACCCGGUCUGGCCAUCCAUUGCAUGCAAGUGCACAAAGAGACCAUCGAUAAGAUCCCGAACGCAUUGCCGAAUCGAAACAACGUCGACAUCGAGAUCUAUGGCAUGGAAGGCAUUCCCGACGCAGACAUCAAAGAACACGAGAGAUCCAAAGGUCUGGAGUAUAAGCCGCAGACGGAGUCGAAGCCCACGUCAUCCGUGUCGACACCCGUGGCGCCAAUGAUCCCGAUUCCGGGUGCCGUAAGCGCUCCCAUCCCUGGAAUGAUGUCUAUGCCGUCAAUGCCUUUCGGUUUACCACAAAAUCCUCAACAAUUCGCGACCUUUGCGGCCAAUAUGGCUGCCGCUCAGCACUCAAGUCAUCCGUCUUUAGGACCGUUUGGCGCAGCGGUUCCGCCGCCGCCAUCCUUACUCCCGACGCACACUCUCAUGAAUCGGGUCUUACCUCCGGGUAUGCCUAACAAACCGCUGUUCCCUUCAGUGAGUUCGACGUCGUCGGCCAAUCAGAGCUCAGUUGUCGGCACAGACUUCAGACCAUUAGCCCUGAUACUGUUAUUUACUACCUGUGCGGUAAAUGGUGAGUACUGCCCAGAUGACCCUAGUGAAAUAUCACCAUGUACAUGCGAUGGCAAAACAAUUAAGUGUCUGGCCGUACAGCCAUUUGACAUGGGUCCAAUAUUUCAAACCCUACUGAACGGCAAACAGCACCGGUAUUACGAGACGUUUGAGUUGGAAAGUAGUGUCAUCGAGAAACUGGAGUCAUUGAUGUUUCGGGGGGUUAUGUUCAAAAACAUCAAGCUAACUGGGUGCUCAAAGCUACAGUGUGUCAGUCCCAUGGCUUUCGGGGGACAGGAGGAGAGUGUCGAGACUUUUGAGGCCACCCUCACACAUUUAGGUGCCCAAAAAAGUAGAGACUGUGACCUGUUUGGUGCGUUAAGUACCCUGAUAUCUGUGCGGGACAUUACAAUAAUAGGCAGUCAAAUAAUUACUAUACCUGAUAAUGCAUUCACCAAUAAAAUUGGUGAUCAACUAAACUUAACAUCCAUUAGUUUUAGCGCCGGUAGUCCAGGUGGCAAAAUUGGUCUUGUUGGUAAACAGGCAUUUACAAAACUUAGAGCGUUGAGUAAAUUGGACCUGUCGCAAAAUAUGUUAAUUAAUAUAGCUACCGGUGCUUUUAACAUAACGGACCCAAUCACCGAUAGCUUGGUCAUUAAUCUGAUGGGCAAUCACUUAAUAGGGACGUCAUUUGGCAGGGAUUUAACCGCGACUGAUGUGUCCAACAGUAUUAAAUUGGGUGGUAAUACAAAGCUAAGUUACCUGGAUGAAGUGAAUAAUACUAUUGAUAUGAUUGGAGAUCUCAUGGAAGUGGACCUCAAAAAUAAGUGGUUGGUUGAGGACAAAGUGGCUCUGGAUUUGAACCAUAGACUGCUACAUGCAAUGGGUGUGGAUGGUCACCCUAUACUCGACCAUACGUUAGAUGAAAUGAGCAAGGACCCUCCAAUAUAA